Molecule: messenger RNA, 2622 nt
Organism: Porites evermanni
Lineage: Eukaryota; Metazoa; Cnidaria; Anthozoa; Scleractinia; Poritidae
Source: the annotation of a GenBank genome assembly
CAACAACAACAACAACAACAACAACAAAGAGUACCAACGAGGUUAACAAAUGAACACCAUCUAACCAAGCUGUGGGAAAGCCAGUUGAUGACACUGCAAUCUAAAACAAGGAUUGGUAAACUUAGAACGGAAAGAGCCGAUAAAAGGGUUACGAUAAAUGUAAGUGGAAGAAGGUUUUGUACAUGGGACAGCACGCUAAAGAAAUAUCCAGACACGUUGUUAGGCAGCGAGGCAAUCAAGCUCUACUUCGACAAUGACAAAAAGGAAUAUUUUCUCGACAGAGACCCCCACAUGUUUCGAUACAUUCUUAACUUCUAUCGUGACGGCAAGUUACAUUUAUCCAGCGAGGACUGCUUUGGCGCCUUCCACGAAGAACUUCUCUUCUACGGAAUUAACAUUGACAGCAUAAACGACUGCUGCUGGGAAAGUUGUUAUAAUCUCUCUAAAAAACUCUGCCUGAAAGGGAAUUUGGACGAGCAAUGCGGAUGUACAAAGGUGGAAGACGCCCGAAAUAAAUCGUUUCUUCGCAAAUGGCUCUGGGACCUCCUCGAAAAUACAGAAACAACUCGCCUGGGGAAAUGCGUUCAGGCUUUCAUCGCAGUUCUUAUUUAUCUUAGUGUUGUAUGCACAAUUGUUGAGACAGAGCGAUGCACCAACGACCUCUCAUGCGAGGAAAAAUAUCCUCUUCUUUUCUUCAUAAUUGACGCCUUCUGCGUGAGUGUCUUCACUGCGGAGUAUUUGCUCAGAUUAUAUGCAUCUGAUAAUCGUCUUAAGUUCCUAGUGAACAAGAUGAAUAUCGUGGAUUUGAUGGCGGUUGCACCGUUCUACGUUAUUCUUUUAUUUCAGCAUCUCUGUCCUGGAUCAUCUUCGGCGGUGGAAAAGGCCAGCGGCUUGAUGGUUCUCCGCAUGCUCCGAGUUUUUCGGAUACUCAAGCUUUCCCGGCAUUCUAAACACAUGAGGCAGAUGGGAAGGGCGUUGAAGAGAGCGAUUGUGGAUUUGGGCUUUCUGUUCUUUGCGUUCUUGUUGACGAAUAUUUUAUUUUCAAGUGUGUUGUACUAUAUUGAACAAACAAAAGCUGAGGAGACAGAAUUCAAGAAUAUUCCUGAGAGCAUGUGGUAUACCAUAAUCACUAUGAUGACCGUGGGGUAAGAAAAAACAAUUUAUUUCAUUGGUUGCAAGGCCAGGUCAGUGUGGCCAUUUAUAAUUUGAUUUUACGCAACUGAAUCACGUUUGAAAACAAGUUCCCUUUGAAUUUUUUUUUAAAAUGAAUUUUAGAAUUUUCCUUGAUUCGAAGAAAAUAGUAAAAAAGAAAUUUAAUCGCUGAAGAAAUUAUUUGUUUUCUAACGAAAAUCAUACUAGUCUCUCUGCUUUAUACGAACGAAAAACCUGCCUCAAGAGGCUUGAUAGACUUGCUACAAGUCGACCUCUUGGCGAGCGGAGCGAGCCUUGGUUGGUCUAGAAGCUUGACUGUUGCGCCAGUUUAGAUAUUCUAUCGUUCUUGCAAACAGUUUCUCCUUAACAUUUUUCCGAGCCUUUUCCUUGCCCAAAGGAAAUUAAUCGCGCACACGUUUUCAAAUUAGGAUGCUUUCGUAGCUUUUCUCAACUGUUUCAAAAAUUUCUUCAAGUUCGCGAAUUUUGAAGUCGUCAAGAACACCAGGUGUCUCGGCUUCUCCUUUUUCUUAAUAGUAAACAGCUCCUUCUAGACUCUAGGUUUUUUGGAUGCCUUUAUAUGCUCAACCUGAUUAUACUCAUAAAUAUUUUCUUAACCUCGCACCAUGGAUAAAACAAGGACAAACAAUUAGCCGCGACAUCAACCGUGCGUCUGGAAUCUUACAAAUCCUAGCCAACGACCAAUCACAGUGCAUAAACAUUCGGUACACUAUGCGAAAGAAAAUACAACUUUUGGAGCUCUAAUCAGGCACGUAUAGAAGUUUUAUUAUCACAGUUUAUAGCGGAGCUCCACAGCUAAGAAAAUUUGGUUAUCUAUCCAUCCGAGAAAAUUUUGGUAGUCCGGUGACCGAAUAUCCGUUCGUCCAUCCAUACGUCGACACCACAGGCGAACCAAUGUAAUAUCUCACACUUUCUAGCUACCCGCAACCUUACAUUGCACAUCAAUGUUGUGGUUAAUUGACAGCUGCCAAAACAGGGUAUCCGCUGACCAAUAUCGCAUGGCCAUAUCGCGGGCUCAGGUGUCGACCCGUCCAAGCAACGACAUGUUACUAGUUUUCAACUGAUUCCAGGAUCAACUCCAAGUGGUUUCCUUUGCAAUGGUUGCAAAUUAUCUGUUUGCAGUGAAUCAUAAAUUCAUUAACAGGAACUAUUGCUUUUCUUUUCAGUUAUGGUGACAUGGUCCCAGUAACAGUUAUUGGCAAGGUUUUAGGCUGCGUGUGUUGCUUGUGUGGCAUCUUAAUGCUAACUCUACCGAUACCAAUUAUACAAGAGGGAACAUUGAAACCUAAAGAAUCCUGAGCACAACUCUCACUAGCCAGGGAUGGCAGAGCUUAUGAAUCCAGAAUGUGACAGUGUUAUUUCAGUUAUCUCAGACGGAAUCAGGAGUUGUAAAACGUAGUAAAGAAUAAAGAAUAACAACUGAGUGUCUGGAUCAAGUCAAAACAAGAGAGG